UCUCAAUACCAAGCAGUCGAUUUCACCGUAAAAUUAAAUCCAAAUCAUUGAUUAUCUCUAAACUUGUAAUUACUGCUUUGGCUGUCGAUAUGUAAACUCAUUAAUGUUUAUCGCCUCUAACUUUUCACGCGUUCGUGAAACGUGAUUCAAAGUUUAACCGAUCGGUAUUACUUUCACAAUUAACUGUCACAAAAAUGAGUGCUGUUUAAGUAUUUUAAUACCGUAAGAUGUCUGUGCUUAGUGUUUUGUUUUUGUUAUUAUUUUCUACAAGAUUGGUUUCCACUGAAGAAAAUUUGAGAACAAUAGGAGGUAUAUUUUACCAAGAUGCUGAAGAUAUGAAAGUCGCUUUGAAAAUUAGUGCCGAAAAUUAUAAUUUCUCUGUUUCGAUAAAAGAGGUGUCACAAAGAGGAGAAAUACUGGAAAUUGAGAGAUAUGUUUGCGAAUUAGCAGAGGAAGGAGUUUUGGGGAUCAUUGAUGGAAUCGGUGGACAUGCAAGUGAACAUAUCCAAGCUAUAACCGAUAUGCUGGAGCUGCCGCAUGUUUCUAUACAGCACAUUGAUUUAUUUGCAAAGAAUUGGUCCAUAAUAAAUAUCUUUCCCAGUCCUAUUGCCUACAAUAAAGUUUUAAAGAGUUUGGUAGAGACAAAGGACUGGAACAAUUUCACAAUAUUGUACAUCAGAGGGCAUAGUUUGUUGAGAGCAACAGAGCUGCUGAGAAUGGGCAACAGCAUUGACAAACGCUCCGUUACUAUAAGAGAACUCAACGGGAACGAUUACAGAGAUGUAUUAAUUGACGCCAAAAAAAAUGGCUGUGUGAACUUCCUGGUGGAUUGUCCGGCACGUAAUUUGGAACAACUUCUGCAACACGCGCAACAAGUUGGUUUAAUGGCUGAAGAGCACUCCUAUUUAUUCGUGUCGCCAGAUUUGUUUACAUUAGACUUGGAACGAUACAGAUACAGCGGCGUGAAUAUUACAGGGUUUCGUAUAAUAGAUCCAGCAGCUAACGAGGAUCUGUGGAAAUUCACAAUACAAUUCAAUACUGAAACAGUACAAAAUCUCGAACCGGUACAAAUUAAAACCGAAGUACUGCUUAUUCAUGAUGCGGUUGUGGUUUUUAAUGAAUCCCUGAAGAAAGUGAACGUUACAUCGACACAAUUGAGCUGUGACAACUACGACUCUUGGAAAUAUGGAUCGACGCUUAUCAACUUUAUGAGGACAAAUAGAGUGAAAGGUUUGACACGCUCCUUGAUAUUCGACGGAUUCGGACAGAGAAAUGAAGUUAUUUUCGAUCUGCUCGAGUUGACUUCGUCUGGUAAUCAAACAAUUGGACACUGGAUCGAUGACAAAUUAAAAAUAGAGAGACCUUUUAUCCCAGAUGCACAGAUCGGUGAAGAAUCUAUUCUGAAAAACAAAACGCUACGAGUAUUAAUUGCACCGACUGCACCAUAUGGAUAUGUAAAAAAUUGGCAUACAGCACUAGAAGGUAAUGACCGGUAUGAGGGAUUUGCCGUGGAUCUCAUUCAAAAACUAUCAGAUGCGCUCGGCUUUAAUUAUGAGUUCAUUUUAGAAGAAAAUUACGGUAGAAAGGACCCUGUAACACACAAAUGGGGUGGUAUGAUAUAUCAAUUAAUAACUGAAAAAGCUGACCUGGCCAUAUGUGAUCUGUCUAUAACAGCUGAAAGACAGUCUGUUAUCGAUUUUUCACAACCUUUUAUGACUCUUGGCAUCGGUAUUUUAUACAAGCGACCGAGUAAAGAGCCCCCUGAGAUGUUCUCGUUCAUGGCCGUCUUUUCUAAGGAGGUCUGGUAUUAUAUGAUGUUAAUUCAAAUGGGCUUAGGAGUAAUCAUGAUAUUCGUCGGCCGUAUAUCCCAUAAGGAGUGGCAGAAUCCAGUACCUUGUAUCGAACAACCAGAGGAAUUGAGCAAUCAAUUUAGUUUCGCCAACGCUUUGUGGCUCAUCAUCGGUUCUGUAAUGCAACAAGGAUCCGAAAUAGCGCCCAUAGCAUUAGCACCUAGAAUGAUUACUAGUGUGUGGUGGUUCUUCACAAUGGUGAUGGUGGCUUCUUACGUGGGUAUUCUUGUUGCUUUCCUCACAGUUCAGAAAGGUUCGAUGCCAUUUCAAUCACUCGAGAGCCUUUAUGAACACAAAAGUAUUUCUUAUGGAGCUAAAGAAAAUGGAUCCACUCAUUCUUUUUUUAUGGAUUCGCCGAAGACACUGCAUAAAAAAAUGUACGCAAGAAUGAAAGAGCAAGGAUGGCUUGUUCCACAAAAUGAUAUUGGCGUUGCGAAGGCUGAAACGGAACCCUACGCAUUCUUUAUGGAAUCAACAUCCAUAGAAUAUACAACGGAAAGACAUUGCGAUCUAAUGCAAGUAGGUGAUUUGCUUGACUCCAAAACAUAUGGCAUCGGAAUGAAAAAGAAGUCACCGUACAAAAGAUAUAUAGAUGAUGCUUUGUUAAUAUUAAAAGAAAAAGGUGAGAUACAAAAAUUGAAAGACAUUUGGUGGAAAGAGAAAAGAGGCGGCGGUAAUUGUGGACAAAACAGUGACGAGGAAGAACCACAAUUAGAAAUGAAGAACAUGGUCGGGGCAUUCGUCGUGUUAGGCGUGGGAAGUGUAUUCGGGCUCUUCAUAUCAAUACUGGAUAUGUUGUGGGGAGUCUUCAAACGAUCUGUUAAAUAUAGAACCACUUUCAAAUUCGAGUUGAUCGAAGAGCUGAAAUUCGUGAUCAAGUUCAGUGGAAGCGUGAAACCGGUGAAUCGAGUUCAGAAGCAGGAAGGCAGCUUGGAGAAUCUAGCCGAAGUGGCUGAAGGGAAAGAUGAAAUACGAUCGUUACGGUCGAUACGAUCCGGGAGAUCUACCGACACGCGUCGAACUCAUCAUUCGCAUAGUUCACGACAUUCGUCAAGAAGCCUGAGUGUAGCGUUCGCUAAGCGACGCGAAUACAGUUAGACUCUUCGAUUAUAAUCGUUUAACUAAUAAGAGUUAUAGUACAUUUUAAUCGAGUUAUUCCCUUUUUUUCCUACCCAACACUAGUACAUAAUGACCUAGUAAUGUAUUAAACAUUGUCGUAUGAGAAAUAAAACAUACCUUCUUUUUUAAUGUUAUGUAGAUGUUAAAUAAUAUAUACGGCAAAACGCCGUUUUACGUUUUUGUAUUUAUUUAUUUAUUUAUUAUAUUCCUCAUUUCAUUUGAGAUAUGAAACCGACAUGAAAACAGGUAAUAUUCUCAACAAAAAAAAUAAGUCGGCACAUUUCGUUCAAAGUUUGAAAAUUCUACCACCUAGUUCAGCAAUUGAAACUUUGUAAAAUAUACAGAAGUUUUUCGGAUUUUGUGGUGGGGAAAUUAUAAUAUCAUAGAAUAAGCAAAUAAAAGAGUCGCAUCAAAUUACUGCUUCGUCUGCUUCAACGACUUCGUUUGAUAACAGGCUGGAGGAAUACAAUUUGCCUAAUUCUGUCAUUAUCCCUAAAGAGCAGUUUUAUUAAAUUUAUUUUAUAAUUUCCAAAAACUUAUAUAACGCUUUCUAAUCACAUUUAACAAAAUUAGUAAAAAACAUUAUAAUCCACAAGAUGGCCCGAAUAAAAAAAUAACAGUAGAAUCAUAAAAUGGUAACUCCACUGCACGUCCACUUGAAAUUCACCCGAUAUAAAUUCAAAUCGUAAAUUUUAGUAAUACGAACAUGAAAUAUGUCUUGGGAACUAGAUUUAUAAGUUGACUUGAAACAUUAGACCAUUAGUCGUAGCGUCCGAGGCGAAAUGGACACCGACCUUUAGACCACAAUCGUUCACCGACUUACAUUAGCUUAACAAAUUGUCAGAGCAAAAAAACUUAUAACUUUUACACUGUGGGGUACACGGCGGGAUAUCGUUUUCAACCUUUUUCUUGU
Messenger RNA from Bombyx mandarina (wild silkworm), 3882 nucleotides. Its product is annotated as glutamate receptor ionotropic, kainate 2. Lineage: Eukaryota; Metazoa; Arthropoda; Insecta; Lepidoptera; Bombycidae. Gene Ontology annotation, cellular component: membrane. Gene Ontology annotation, molecular function: ligand-gated monoatomic ion channel activity. The record is from RefSeq and is a predicted model, not a curated record.